Messenger RNA from Letharia lupina, 2310 nucleotides. RefSeq lists its product as uncharacterized. The record is from RefSeq and is a predicted model, not a curated record. Lineage: Eukaryota; Fungi; Ascomycota; Lecanoromycetes; Lecanorales; Parmeliaceae. Bases 1 to 2310 code for a protein of 769 amino acids. The transcript is spliced from 2 exons.
AUGGAUUCUUUACUGUGGGGCGAUGUCAGCCGCAAGGAGUUGACGGAGAAUAUCACUCUACUUUGGUUGUUGAACGAGGAGCCUGAACAGCCAGCGGAAAAUCCUCUGCCACAACACCUUCUGAAAGAAGCGGGGUCGGCCUCCAGGCAAUUAACCAUUGAACGUGAACGUGACCUUGUGGACAGCUUAGCUUUCCUGUCGGCCUCGAGUGAUGAUCCUCGAAAGGUGAUGGCGGUCUGUAUGGAAGAAAAUCAGGACACAGAGAGUUUGACCAUCAGAAUGGCCACAAACGCAGGUGAUCUAGAACCGGUAAAAGAGGGAUUCUUAAGAAUGGCUACUAUAUUAGAGCGAGCGGCGGCCAAAGACAACACAGAUGAGAACAGCAGCGCACUUUUUGAAGAGAUGAUCGCCCUUAAUCGCGGCAGAAUAUAUUCUCGACUGAGGUCUAGGCAUGCAAAACGAUCUAGAAGAAAUCAUAAUAAGCCUCCAAUUGUCGUUCAAUUAGCCAAGGCCGCCUCGGCAUUAUCGCCGCUCACCACGACACGACUCGUCCCAAGGGUUGAUCUCAAGACUCUCCACUCACAGGUGGAGGAGCUGCAGCGCUUGUUCAGGCAACUGGAAGCUAUGACGGAGAAACAAGCGACAUCGCAGAAAAGCCACAAGAUUCUCAUAAGUCUACUGAAGUGUGCUCAUUCGCUUGCUUCACAGAACGACCUCAGGAAGCUCUUUGUGAAGGCGAGUUUACCGUUAGCUAUUGGCAAACUCGGGCGUUACUAUUCCACGUGCAGCUUUCUCAUUGUCGCCGCGCGGAGAUUAUCGAUUUUCAGAUCCGUCCGAGUGGAGAGCGUUAGGCUACCAUUGCCAGCUUCGCCGCCAAUAUCGAUCGCCCAAUCUAAAUCUACUCUCCCUGGCACCUUAGAUCGAAUCCUUGAGCCGCAAACGGAGAGAUGGACACAAAGAUGGGCUAGUUCAAUUGCUCCAGCGGAGGCCAAGUUUUGCAGGCAGAUGGCCGCAUCUCCCAAAACUUACAAGAUUCAUGCUGAGAUUCAACUCCUUUUUUACUACGAAAUGCACCCUGAAAUCAUGCGGCCUAGAGUAAUCUGCUCCAGCAAGAGCGCGUGCUUUCUUUGCGACCUGUUCGUUAAGAUUCAUGCAAAAUUCUACGUAGCGAGAACCCAUGGAGUACUUUACGACAGAUGGAUACUACCGGAUCAGGGAACCAUUCAUCUCUUUGGGAAGGGCGUCAAAGACAUGACCAGGGUUGUGGAACGAUUCAAAGCAACUCUUGAAGACAGAAUUAGAUUGACUCUACCGCUGCUUAGGAUGCCACGCUUCCACCCGAACGAAAGCGUAUUAGUAGAGCCCGCUAUUUGGACUCCGUCGGCCGUUUCUCUGGCUUCCAACACCGCUUCACAAGUCAUCUCAGCAAUGCUUAACUCAGAGGCAUGUCUCAAAAACCAACCAGACACGAUGGGUGACAUCGAAGCAUUCAGGAGUGGUCCAACCACUUCCACGAACGCAGAUCUGGCUGCCGUUGGAAGAUGCUGGAGCUCAACCGAUCGGACGUUGUCCGGGCCAAAGCUAGGAAACGGCGGGUGCUCUGAUCUUUUGACUUCUGCGUCAAGCAUAGAUAUGCCGGCAAGGGAUCCCGAGGGUUCGUUGGAGCCCAGAGGCCGACAAGAUGGAAUCAUCAAUAGUGAUAUCAGGCAGGCAAGCCCUACGUCACCAUACCUCUUUGAUAGGCCAACAUACGUAUCUUCCAAGUCACCCAGAUCCAUCCCUCGGGAUGGAUCUGUAUCCAAACUUCCCGUAGGAGACAAAGCACAGUGGGACUUCACCGAUCACAAUAACCCAAGAUCUAGUGCAUCCGUUCAAAGCUUAGACCUUUCGAGGCCAAUAAUGUAUCCUGACGCUGUCGCACCAAAGUACGAGCCUCUUACUCAAGGAACGUGGAUUGAAAGAGAAUUGCCAACAGGUGGACCACCCGUGAAACUAAGCACAAAACUCAUCCAUAUCACUCUGUCCAGGGACUGGGCUGGGAUGACUCACAAAUCAGCUACUACAGAAGGCCAACAGAAUUUACAGGAAAGCUUGGGAUCGGAAGGGGUUUAUCUGGUGAAGGUCAAAUGGCUGGGACCUGAAGAAGAACCUAAAAGAAGCAGCGAGCAAAGGACGAACAUUGUAGAUCUGGAUGAGAUGGAUGAGACUCUAGAGGAGACGUUGAGCCACGGAGCAGCGAGUUCAUCUACGGAACUGUACAUUUAUCGUCGGAAUGACAUGAUUGCCAUCAAAUUCAUCCUGAAAGAAUAG